AUGGACAAGAAGCGGCCUUCCCUUGUGUGGGUAAACACCAAGAAGGACAAGUACGAGGUCGAGCCUUACUUCCACCCAGUCCUAGACCAACUCCUGCAUAUCCCCGAGAACAAAUAUAUCGGGCGCGACUUGCGCCAGGUGCGAGGCAAUGUUCUCCGUGGAAGACCCAGAACUCAGGAUACACUCAACCUUUGGUUCCUGGAUCCGGAUGUGCUACCCCGCAAUAUAACAACGAACAAGGCAAUCCAUGGUACAAUCCCAACCUUAAUUGGCGAUACAUGGGGCGAGUUUAUCUGGAACGGCCCGGUCGUUGCAGUCAUGAGGAAGGGAACUGGCUUUGAACCACGUCACUCAACCGACAUCACCCUCACUGCCUACCGUGAUGCCAUAGACUACCUGGGCUAUUAUAGGGACACAAUCGGAAGCAUGAUCGAACCCGGCCAAGACGACCAUUUCUCCAAGCGUGUGCUAGCCGAAAGGAUCUCCAAAGUUGUUGGUGUCCGUAUCAAUUGCCUCCGCGAUCAGAUCGAUCGACAGGAGCCACAGAUGGUGGAAGUGGCCGUGCCCAAGACGCAUCCCCUGUUUAACCUAGAGGGCGAUGACCCGUGCGAUAUCCCCUCACUUUUCGGCCUGGACCUCGUUGCAAAGUCAUACAGCAGCAAUCAAUCCAGCACCGGCGGUGACGGCGACUAUGAUACGCCUCCAGCCGAUGAUCUACAGAAUCCUUUGGCCCAGCUCUUGUUGAUGAAAAUCUCUGUCAAGGAUGGGAAAUGGGUUAGCUUGCCCGAUUACCGGCGUCGUCUCUGCCACGGUAGUAUCCUUUUCGUCUGCCGCCAUCCAAAACGGGACAUGAAAAUAGGGGAUAUCCAUAACUUUUGUAACCUCAUUGAAAAAUUUGCCGUUCCUUUUGUUUCGAAAGAGAAUGCAUCCGAUCCGGGUGCAAAAGAAAGGUUGCUGAGUCAGCUCGAAAAAGAAGGAGUUGGUCGUGGGAUGUGGUAUCAUGGGGAUAUGUAUUGA
Molecule: messenger RNA, 1017 nt
Organism: Fusarium oxysporum Fo47
Lineage: Eukaryota; Fungi; Ascomycota; Sordariomycetes; Hypocreales; Nectriaceae
Exons: 1
Coding region: 1-1017 (338 amino acids)
Source: RefSeq, a predicted model, not a curated record